CCAUAGAUCGCUCAGUCGAAUAUACGCGCGCGCGCAACUCGUACUGUAAUCGUCCCGAUAAACGUGGUUGGUGGAUCAGUGAUUUUUUUUAACGAAACUUUACGACUUUGGAAGUGAUUUCUUUGUGAUUGUUUUUUUAAACGAGCCUGAAAGAUGGUUGUAGGCACCCUACAACAAGUCCCCAGUAAGGGGCGCAUAUCUAUUAUGAAAAUACAAAACUUCACAGUACAAAAACGACAUUCCGUCAUCAGAUUAUCGUAUGGGAUCCUGCUAGCGAUAAUAGGAAUCAUAAUGGCCGCCAUUAAUCCAUUGAACAUCGUCACUACGUGGUACAUGGACAUUCGGGAAGGGUCAUUCCUCUACAAUAUGUGGGCGAACCCAACUUAUGAGAUGUUCUCCGAGAUGUGGGUGUUCAACUACACCAAUGCGCAGGAGUUCCUCAGUGGAGCUGAUAAGGUGCUCAAACUUAAUGAAGUUGGACCAUUUACCUUCCAAGAAAUGCGAACGAACGAAAACAUACGGAUAGACAGGGAGAAAGGCGUGAUGACUAUGAACCCCAGGCUGAACCUGAAGUUCCUGGUGGAUAAGUCUGUCGCUGACACUCAUAAUGUCACCGUGAAGAUACCAAACAUCGCUCUCAUUGCUAUGAGCACAUUGGCAGCAGACAAGCUGGGUUACUUCGCGAAUGCUGGAGCCUACUACUCCAUGUCAGCUCUUGGCUCCAAGCUCUUCAAAGACCUGUCUGUAGAAGAAAUGUUCUGGGGCUACCAUGACCCUCUGGUUACCAUUGCUAAUUCCUUAUUACCUGGAUGGAUUGACUUCGCAAAGCUUGGUCUUCUGGAUCGGUUCUAUUCGCAAAAAAACGAGACUUCUGAAGUGGAACUGGCUAAUGUGACCAGAAGGUACUCUUUGAACUCUUGGGAUAAUACUAGCGGUCUCCUGGAGCAAGGGUUCACAGACUUGGAAACCAGCACACCAUGCAACAGAAUCAAAGGGUCAUUUGAAGGUCUGAUGCUGCCAGCCCACUAUCCUAAGGGGAAAAAUAUCACCAUAUUCAGGAAGCAAGCCUGCAGGAACUACCCGUUCUCCUUCAUCACUGAAAGCAAGAGUGAGAGUACUGGCCUGAACUCUUAUUUAUACACAAUGGACCCCACAGCUUUUAGCAGCACCUCUCCCUUUGCCUGUAACUGUAGCGACGGCUGUCCUCCUGAAGGAUUUGUGGACGUCAGCAAUUGUUACUAUGGUUUCCCAAUAUCUCUAUCGAAACCUCAUAUGAUGGACACGGAUCCUGUGCAGCAGUCGUACUUUUCAGGGAUGAAACCAGACCCUAAGAAACAUGGAUCACAUUUUGAAUUGGAGCCUACUAUCGGAGCACCCCUAAGCUUCUCCAUCAAGAUCCAGAUCAACCUGGCUGUGAGAAUGAACGAGGGCAACCCAAUCACAGCUCCGUUUAAAGACAAGGUGCUUCCCAUCAUGUGGUUCGCUCUGUACUGCAACCAACCACCAUCAGAAGUAACAAGCCUACUUCGUCUGCGUCUCCUCUACGCGCCACCCUUAAUCGUCACGUUAGAAGUCAUCCUCAUCAUCGUAGGUCUAGUUCUAGCAGCCCAAGGACUUCACAGGAUCUGGAAGCCCAAGUACAAAAUAAUUCCACCAAAAGAAAUGCCCGUUCCUAUAGUCAGGAGGAAGAGUUCUGAGAGGAGAAGAAGUAGUGUUAUUCUGAACAUGGCAGAAAAUGUCGGUUUUAGUUUUAAGGAUGAUGAGGACUUGGCUAAGGAAGCUGUGUCCCUCCUAGCUAUCAAUGAAGAAGAUAGUGAAUUCGUGGAUUUACUGGUCAGUUCCGAUAAUGAGUGAGAUUGUUAAAAUUUGCUCAAUUUUUCGUUUAAGGUGGAAAUGAUUUUGUGGUCGUUUACAAGCGCUUCUUGCCUUUAUAGUAAAGGUAGGUGAUAAUUAUAAAUGUGAGUUCCGAAAUAGUUUAGGUUGUAAGUGUUAUUUAAGUUAGGUGCGUAAAUAACUUAUGUUGGAGUUUAAGUAGUCGGUUCACUGCUGGAACCAUUUUUUCUGUCUGUCCUGUCACAUUCCAAAAUGACUUACCUUUUCAUGGGAGAUCAGGUUGUGAAGUCUUGAGAAGAUAAAUCUAGUACAUACAAGUUUGAAAGAUAUUUCUAUCAACUUGGUCAGGUAAUACCAACGUGAUUGGUUGACCUAUGUGCUAUGUUUAAUAGACCUGGCAGAGUAGCUUUAUUCAUACCUACUUAUUUUAUUAAGAAGUAGAAAAAAAGCUUUGGCUUGCCUGAAGGAAAGCAAUUCCGUAAAGACUUUUGCAAUACUAGUAGUGUUUCCUACCGUUUUUAAUUUAACUCUAGAUUCCUGAAUCACAGAUUUAAACGAAACAUAGCGACAGUCAGAAUGGAAUCGGAUACUAAAUUUUAUGCUGCAAAUAAACACAUACAGAGUAACAAUCAGUUGCUAAGUUACGUGAUUAGCUAAUUAGUGAUAACGAAAUUGCUCAAUAUUAAUUAUAAGUAGGAGUAAAAAGGUUUGAGGUUAUCUUAUUCGAUACGACUGUUAGCUGUAUCUUAAUCUACGUGUCUGUCUGUCUGUCUGUCUGUCUGAGGAGUAGACGUUUCUUACGUCUAUUUGUUUUCUUUGUAUAGACUAGGUAGCUUAUCUCAGUUAAUUGACAUUCCUGAUAUAAAAUAUUAGAUCAUGUUAUAAGUACACACAGCUUCGCAUCAAGUUUACGUUAAACCAAUAUAAACUGAC
Messenger RNA from Spodoptera exigua (beet armyworm), 2766 nucleotides. The record is from the annotation of a GenBank genome assembly. NCBI's taxonomy places the organism in Eukaryota, Metazoa, Arthropoda, Insecta, Lepidoptera, Noctuidae.